UGUCCGCCAACAGACAUGGGCUAGGCAGCGUUGCAGUAUACUGUAUAUGACAUUAUUACACUGCGCUUUGCAAAAGCAAACGCUGCGCUGCGUUGCGCUUUUGCAACUUGCUGAUGAGGUGCUAAUAAGCUAGAUUGAAGAUGCAGCUCCCACCGCUUACGACGGGCGACCUUUUCAGGGUUGCAUCGACACCAUCGGGACCAGACUCAAAGGUUAACAUUACAGGAACUUUUCAAGUCAUUGAGAUCAAGCAUAUACCCGGCAAGGAGGGACAGCAGCCGAACGCUAGGCCACGGUUCCGCAUCCGCCUCGGCGAUGGACAGUAUGGCCUAUUCGUCAUGCUCAGCUCGCAAGUAACGGACCUGAUCAUCGCUGGCGCUAUCACCCAGGGUGCAAUUAUACAAGUUACGGACUUUAUCGUCAACAUUGUCAAUUCCAAAAAGAUUUACAUUGCCUUCAACUGCCAGCCUCUAGAUCAGUACGGCACGUACAGCACCCCAAUUGUCGUACCGCCGCACACUGAGCUCCUUGACGCCGGCAAGCUCGCUGAGGAGCAGGCGUUUGGAGGGAACGGCAGCAACGCCCAGGCGGCACAGCCAUUUCAGCAGCAGCAAGCGGGCGGGUACAACAACCCCGGUGCCAACGGUGGGCCAUACGGAGGGCCCAACCCAAAUGGGCCUGGUGGCGGAGGCAUGUACGGCGGGCCCCCGCCCCCAGUCAACGGCGGUUACAACAACGGCGGGCCCCAAAACGCCUACCAGCAGGGCCCUCCGCCUGGCGGCAUGUACGGAGCGCCGCCGCCGGCCGUCAACCCUGCCGGCGGCGGAGGCACUGGCGGAGGGCCUUACAGCGGAGGCGGUGGUCCCGCCGGAGGCGCUGGGCCUUACGGCGGAGGCGGUGGUCCCGCCGGAGGCGCUGGGCCUUACGGCGGAGGCGGUGGUCCCGCCGGAGGCGCUGGGCCUUACGGCGGAGGCGGUGGAGGCAUGUACGGCGGAGGCGGAGGCGGACCUGCGCCUGGGGCCGGCGGUUACAACCCCUACGGCGGAGGCGGGGGAGGCCCGGGGGGCUCCCGGCCCCCGCCGCAGUACCAGGGCCAGGGCGCCAUCGCUCGCGACGAGGCUCCUCCGCGCUUCAUGCCCAUCUCAGCGCUCAACCCCUACACGGCCCGCUGGGCCAUUCGGGCGCGAGUGACAAGCAAGGGCGAGCUGCGCAGGUGGAACAACGUGAAGGGCGAGGGCAAGGUGUUUUCCUUCGACCUGCUGGACCGCGACGGCGGGGAGAUCCGCGCCACUGCGUUCGGGGCGGAGGCGGACAAGUUCUAUGAGAUGGUGGAGGCGGGUAAGAUCUACCAGAUCACGAAGGCCAGCCUCACGCAGAAGCGGCCGCAAUUCAACCACCUCAACCACCCGUACGAGAUCCGCCUGGACCGCAACUCUACCGUGGAGGCGGUGCCGGAGGACAACGAGACGGCGCUCAUCCCCACCAUCAGCUUCAACUUCCGCCGCAUCACGGAGCUGGAGACGGCGGAGGCGGGGUCCAUGGUGGACAUCAUCGGGCUGGUGGAGAGCUGCGAGCCGUGGCAGACCAUCACCCGCAAGACGGGCGAGGAGACCCAGAAGCGCUCGCUGGUGGUUCGCGACGACAGCGGUCGCUCCAUCGAGGUGACGCUGUGGGGGCAGCUGGUCAGCAACCCGGGGGACGCAAUCGAGCAGACGGUUCGCAACGGCGGCCGCCCGGUGCUGGCCGCCAAGGCUCUGCGUGUGGGCGACUUCAACGGCAAGACGCUGUCCACGGUGGGCGCCUCCUCGCUUCGGAUCGACCCCAUGGACCUGCCGGCGGCGCAGAGGCUGAGGAGCUGGUACGACAGCGGCGGCCGCACGCAGGUGGCCAGCUCGCUGAGCAGCGCGGGCGGGGGCGGCGGGGGCGGCAAGGCGGACCGCCGGGUCACCUUCUCGGCCAUCAAGGACGAGCACCUGGGCACCUCCGGCAAGCCCGACUGGAUCACGGUGUCGGGGGUGAUGGACAUGAUCCGCGUGGAGCCGCCCAACAGCAACGCGGGGGGCAACACCUCGGCGGUGGUGUACCCGGCCUGCCCGCACGACUUCAACGGAAGGCCCUGCCAGAAGAAGAUGAUGGACCUGGGCGGCGGCAACUGGAACUGCGAGCGCUGCCAGUACAGCACGGAGAACCCGGCGUGGAGGUACCUGGUGUCCCUGAGUGCCUGCGACCACACGGGCAAGCAGUUCCUGACCGCAUUCGGGGACUCGGGUGACGGCAUCUUUGGGCGCACCGCUGCGGAGGUACGGCAGCUGGAGCAGGAGAACUCCCAGGAGUUUGACCGCAUCACGGAGUCCAUUCGCUUCACACCCUUCAUCUUCCGACUCAAGGUGGCUGAGGACCACUACAACGACGAGUCGCGCAUCAAGGUGUCCAUCUACCGCCUGGAGCGCCUCAGCGACUACGUCAAGGAGUGCGGCAACAUGCUGUCGUACAUCCGGGCGCUGGAGAGCGGACAGCCCGUGCUGUGUACGGCAGGACCCAGCGGAUCCGCCGCCGCCGCCGCGUCAGCGGCGGCAGCCGGCGG
Molecule: messenger RNA, 2584 nt
Organism: Astrephomene gubernaculifera
Lineage: Eukaryota; Viridiplantae; Chlorophyta; Chlorophyceae; Chlamydomonadales; Astrephomenaceae
Source: the annotation of a GenBank genome assembly